Molecule: messenger RNA, 564 nt
Organism: Mycotypha africana
Lineage: Eukaryota; Fungi; Mucoromycota; Mucoromycetes; Mucorales; Mycotyphaceae
Exons: 1
Coding region: 1-564 (187 amino acids)
Source: RefSeq, a predicted model, not a curated record
AUGUCUGCAAAUAUUGCAAACUCGACAGCAACCGACAACAUGAACGGUAACUUUGAUAAUUUUGUAUCUCAACAAAAUGACUUGGGCCAGCAAGGUUAUGAAGGAAAUAUCACCACCGCUGGAUCCACUAUACCUACUGAUAGCUCAUAUAACAACUCAGGCGGUGGGACUUAUGACUCGGUUCCCACCAGCGGUGUUAAUGACUCUACUGUCAAUUCAGGCUAUGGAAACACUAGCGGUUACGGAAAUAAUACUUCUACAGCUGGCACUACUGGGGCUUACGUUGAUACAACAGACAACACUACCGCUGGUGCUUACAGUAACGCCCCUAAUCCUGGCACUGCUGAAGGCUUUGGCAAUACAAACGCUACUAGUAAUACUGGAGCUGCCACUGCUACUUACGGCAACAACACUACUGGAGGCAAUGCUGGUGCCACAAACACUACCGACACGGCUGCUGCUAAUGGAAAUCAGACACAAGGUAAGCAAUCCUUGGCUGACAAAAUUGAAGCUUGGCUUGAAAAGCUAGUCAGCAAGUUCAAGAAGAAUAAAACACCAAAUUAA